This is a messenger RNA of Paraglomus brasilianum, 1035 nucleotides long. The record is from the annotation of a GenBank genome assembly. NCBI's taxonomy places the organism in Eukaryota, Fungi, Glomeromycota, Glomeromycetes, Paraglomerales, Paraglomeraceae.
AUGAUUAGAUUUCCACCGCUUACUGUACCCUCGUUCCUUCAUCCAACUAUUGAAGCAUGGGUAGUCUGGCUAAUUACUACGUUCAUCUCUAUUCCAGCUGCCUUUUGUACCAUGUUUAUUGAUGCUCCAUACGCAUUAGCCUGUAACCUUUUUGCACCAGAACCAAAAUCCAUUGUAAUCACUGGAGCAAGUUCUGGAAUCGGAGCUAGUCUUGCUCUUACUUAUGCAAAACGAGGUGUCACUAUCGGAUUAUUGGGUCUCGAUAGUAUGUAUGAAUGGUUAGUUGUCGUCCGCAUAAUACGAUUACUAUAUCUCACAUAUAUUUUAUACAAUGCACAGCAGGUCGCAGAAGUUGUAAGAUCACGUCGAGCAUCGGCGGAGGUUUUAGUUUGCGACGUAGCCGAUACUGAUAAACUUGCCCAAAUACUCGAAGAGUUUGAUGAUCAACAUAAUAUUGACUUGCUGUUUGCUAAUGCUGGCCAAUUGGGACAUACAAUUGAUACGGACAAGGAGUGGGAAGACCAUUGGGAUCGAAUUGUAGAUGUUAACUUUAUUGGAGCGGUAGCAACUGCGAUGACUGGUUUCAAACUGAUGGAAAACCGCAGGAACAGACGAGGCGGACAGAUUGCAAUUACAUCAUCACUAUCCGGCUACUUUUUCCUGCCCCAGAUGGCUUACUACAAUGCGACAAAAGCCGCUUUAAUCUCUUUCGGCCGGGACCUGCGGUACAUUGGCCGCCCACACAACAUCAAAGUGACAGUAAUCACACCUGGUGUAAUUGAUACCCGCAUGACGGCUGAUCCACAUCAACCAUUUUCUAUGCCCCGUUGGUUGCUGACCAAACCUGAGAGGUUAGCAAAAAUAAUUAAACGACGGCUGUUGUAUAAUCCCGCAACUAUUGCAUAUCCAUUUACGGAGUAUUUGGCGUCAUGGGUUAGUCAAAGUUUACCGACAGCUUUGCUGGAUGACGCUACGUGGUUGGUUGGAAAAGUUUCGUCCUCUUUAAGUCGGACUGGGAGUAGAGGAUUUAGCUAA